Messenger RNA from Rhagoletis zephyria (snowberry fruit fly), 630 nucleotides. Lineage: Eukaryota; Metazoa; Arthropoda; Insecta; Diptera; Tephritidae. The record is from RefSeq and is a predicted model, not a curated record.
AUGGCGUCAUCUUCUCGUAAAAAAGCCCUGCUGAAGGUGAUCAUCCUCGGCGACAGCGGCGUUGGGAAGAGCUCGCUGAUGAACCAGUUUGUUAAUCGGAAGUUCUCCAACCAAUACAAGGCCACAAUCGGUGCUGAUUUCCUCACUAAAGAAGUAAUUGUAGAUGAUCGACUGGUGACUAUGCAGAUCUGGGACACGGCUGGGCAAGAGCGAUUUCAAUCAUUGGGCGUUGCUUUCUACCGCGGUGCUGAUUGCUGCGUUCUGGUGUACGAUGUAACUGCUCCUAGUACUUUCAAGUCGCUCGACUCUUGGCGUGAUGAGUUCCUGAUUCAGGCUUCUCCUCGUGACCCUGAGAACUUCCCGUUUAUCGUCAUUGGCAACAAAGUCGACUUGGAAAAUCGAGCUGUGUCUACUAAGCGAGCCCAAGGUUGGUGCCAGAGUAAGAACAACAUUCCCUACUUUGAAACAUCAGCAAAGGAAGCUAUCAAUGUGGAUCAAGCUUUUCAAACGGUCGCUAAGAACGGUUUGGCGCAAGAGACGGAGGUCGAGCUGUACAACUCAGAGUUUCCCGACAAGAUCAACUUGUCACCUGAUCAGGGACCUUCGCGACAGGACAAUUGUGCGUGUUAA